Molecule: messenger RNA, 5777 nt
Organism: Hemibagrus wyckioides
Lineage: Eukaryota; Metazoa; Chordata; Actinopteri; Siluriformes; Bagridae
Gene: chrm2a
Product: cholinergic receptor, muscarinic 2a
Exons: 3
Coding region: 317-1783 (488 amino acids)
Biological process (GO): adenylate cyclase-activating adrenergic receptor signaling pathway; regulation of heart contraction
Cellular component (GO): plasma membrane
Molecular function (GO): G protein-coupled acetylcholine receptor activity
Source: RefSeq, a predicted model, not a curated record
ACACCCGCGAGCAAUCAGAAUAGAAGCGCUCAAGCUUUCCACAGUCCAUCCACGCGAGCAACAUGUCCUCAGACGUGCAACUGCGCGACGGAGCGAACCGAAUGAGCACCGGCAUCACGGACACACACCAAGCGAGGAGCGAGAUCGCCUGAGAGCAUAUACACACCAGAUACACUGUAGAUUGCCUCCCUGCCCAGGAGAAUUCUGCUCAUCUGAGGUCGGGUCCACUAACCACCCAGCAGGAAGCAGGAUUUCCAGGUGUGAAGGCUUAUGAGCAGUGCUUUUCCUGAGGGAGCUUUUCCUGAGGCAGGAACAGAUGGACGGAAUGAACUUCACGUUGGGGAAUUCCUCUGAGGGAAAUGAAACAGAGCCAGAAGUGGAGACGAGCUCGUAUAAAACAGUGGAGGUGGUGUUCAUUGUGCUAGUAGCAGGCUCACUUAGCCUGGUAACUGUGGUCGGGAACAUACUGGUAAUGCUCUCUAUAAAGGUCAACAGAAGCCUUCAGACUGUCAAUAACUACUUCCUCUUCAGCUUGGCAUGUGCUGACUUCAUCAUCGGGCUUUGCUCUAUGAACCUCUAUACUGUUUAUAUUGUCAUUGGUGCCUGGCCACUUGGCCCUGUAGUGUGUGACCUGUGGUUGGCUCUGGACUAUGUGGUCAGUAAUGCGUCGGUCAUGAACUUGCUCAUUAUCAGUUUCGAUCGCUAUUUCUGCGUCACAAAGCCACUGAGUUAUCCUGUAAAGAGGACGACUAAGAUGGCAGGGAUGAUGAUCGCUGCUGCCUGGGUGCUGUCCUUCAUCCUCUGGGCUCCUGCUAUUCUCUUUUGGCAGUUCAUUGUGGGUGGACGCACCGUACCAGAUAGGGAGUGUUAUAUCCAGUUCUUUUCGAAUGCCGCUGUUACUUUCGGCACGGCUAUUGCCGCAUUUUACUUGCCUGUAAUUAUCAUGAUGGUGCUAUAUUGGCAAAUCUCUCGAGCUAGCAAGAGUCGCGUGAAAAAGGACAACCGCAAGCCUUCAGGCACCAACACCGGAACUGGAUCUCCAGGUCAAACCCGCAGCAACGCAGCCAACAAGCUGGACAACAACAAUGUGAUGGCAGAGGACCGUGAUAGGAAUCAAACCCAAACUACAGAUGAAACCAACCAGCAUGACAGCAAAAUGCAGAAUGGCAAAGGGCCAUCCACAGCAAGUGGCGAGAGAGAAGGGGAAGAAACAACUCGGGACAACUGUCUCCCUGUUGAGGAGAAAGAGAGCUCCAAUGACUCUACUUCAGGCAGUGGGGCCAUGGCUCAUCAGAGGCCAGAAGCCAACAACACCCAAACACCUGCACGGCACCAUGCCAAAUCUGGUGCCUCUAAACUUACCUGCAUUAAAAUCGUCACCAAGUCCCCCAAGGGAGACUGUUAUACUCCUUCCAACACCACAGUGGAGAUCGUACCGGCAGCCGAGAAGCAGAACCAUGUGGCCCGCAAAAUUGCGAAGAUGACCAAGCAGCCCCCCAAAAAGAAGAAAGCAGCUCCUUCCCGGGAGAAGAAGGUGACACGUACCAUCAUGGCUAUCUUGGUGGCAUUCGUAGCCACAUGGACACCCUAUAACGUCAUGGUUCUCAUCAAUACCUUCUGUUCCAGCUGCAUCCCUAACACGGUGUGGACCAUCGGCUACUGGCUCUGCUACAUCAACAGCACCAUCAACCCUGCGUGCUACGCUUUGUGCAAUGCCACAUUCAAAAAGACCUUCAAACAGCUCCUGCUUUGCCAGUAUAAAAACAUACGCUCGACCAGAUGAGCUGCAAUAUAAGUAUGCAUGUUUGCAUGUUUUUUGUGUGUCUGUGAAAAGGUUUUGAGUGAGCGUAAAAACCGUGGCAGCUGGAUGGGGCUUGGUUUCUGGUGGUUUUUGUAUCAUGUGGUUCUGUUAUUGACACCCUGUUGUAGCACUUUACACACAACACACCUAACAACACAACACAACACACAUAAGCAAAUAGUUCUUUAUGAUUUAUAUACCGACAAGAACAGGUUUCUAAGGAUUCAAAGUAUGGAAAAGAUUUGAAAACGACCGACUGACAUAAAUAAAGGAAAGCAAAUGAUUUCUAUAGGUUUUUGUAAAAUAAAAAUGUAUAAAACCAUUAUGUUAAAUGUAAAAUAAACAGCAUGAAUAUACAUAUACGUAAUAUAUUCGUUCUGUGUGGCAGAAGACUGGAGCAGAAACUCCAUGUUUGUUUGAUAUAAUGUUAUCUACAUAUAGUAGAGUAGCUAAAAACAGAUUUAAUUUGAGAGAGCAGUGUAAUACUGAAUCUGUUCUCUUAAAGGGACAAUAGGGCUGACUGAACACUCAAACCUAGGGUUUGGAGUUCAGUGUAAAAUAAUAUGUGUAAAUAUUUGUAUGUAUCCUUGUAUAGUAUUUGCCAUUGGUGUGUGUGUGUGUGUGUGUGUGUGUGUGAGGUAGAUUUUAACUUUUACAGAAAUUAUAUCUGACUGUCUUUUGGCUGCUUUGUGUGUGUGUAUGUAUGUGUGUGUUUGUGUGUGUGUGUGUGUGUGUGUGUGUGUUGCUGGCCUAAAGCUGAAUGAGCUUUUGGAAAACCACUUUGUGGUAUCCACAUGUAAGAGUGGGAGUGUGGGGCAGCGUGAAGUGCUCAGGCCUCCAGAGAUGCAAAUUAAAGGCUUUUAAAAUGAUGGCUGAUGAGCAGGGUGAAGAGACUCUUCUAUAUAGAGCUGUUACCGUAGACUUUUUUUUUUUAAUAACUCGUUGCACACUGUUGUUUUGUUGCAAUGUCACAGGAAGACAAAAAAAAACUGUUCAAGACAAUGAAGUAUCUAUCAUGCAUGGUGAUAACCCAUCUCUAGUUAUUUAAAACCCACUGCAAAAAAAACCCUCUUUAUUGCUUUCUCAUGAAAGAUGCAGAGAUGCAAAUGUAUGCUCAUGCCUGCAGCAAGAUGUUCAUUCAUGCAGUCUGCAGGUGGUUACGGCAUACCGACAAGCCCACAGCACUGUUCCAGAGGGAUCCUGUGUGGUUUUUUUUUUUUUUUUGUAACAGCAUGUGUAGAGACUCAGAGCUGAUGAUGAGAAAGGACUAAACAUUGGGUUGUUUAUGCAUAAUGUGGGAGUAGCGAUAGAGCUUCCUCUGAGUCUACCUCUCUAUGGCAUUGUGGCUUUCAAUCCAUGUGUGUGUGUGUGUAUGAGAGAGAGAGAGAGUGAGAGAUCACCCCAGAAUGCGGGUUAUUCUAAAUCACAGGCUUUGGCCUUGUGAAUUAAAAGGGCUAGAUAUUUUUGCACAUUUCAUCAUGUAGCAUCAUAUAAAUAAAAUAAAAUGACAGCAAUGAAUAUAUCUGAAAAUAUCUUGAGUAAAUCAUUGUUUUUCCAAUUACACCAAAUAUAAAAUGAUUAAAAUUAUUCCUAAACAUUUUUACUCAUUUCAAGCUUUGCUUCUUUUUUUGUAGAUUCUUUCUGAUCUUAGGAUAUAUUUUAGUAAUUAUAUAAAAUACCAGACUAAUGAAACAAUAUUCUAAAUAUUUUCAUUUGCUAGUCUUUUUUUUUUUUUUUUGCAGGGUAGACAAUUGUUUGCUUUCAGUGAAGAAAGCUGUUGUAUUUGAGUAACUUUAAUUCCUGAGAAAUUCCUCUUUCCUUUUAUAUACUCAACCUCAACUGUCCAUCUGUUAAUGUUAAUGCAGGAUGUUGGCUAAUGUGAAGGCUUUAAAAGACUGGUGUCAGGAAGCGCUCUGAAUUUUAAUGUGAAGAAGCCGUGUUUUUGCCAAAGGGCAAUGGAGUGGAGUGAAUCUUUAGUCUGACUCGUGAGUAGAAUAAAGGUUUACGCUGAACAGUGUUGUUAGAGUUAAGGAUUUCGGCUGCAGUGUUUGAAGCAGGAGCAGGUCCUUGCUAUAGGCAAUGAGAUACAGAGCAAUGUGGAUUAAAGUAAUAACACAAUCUCACGGUAAGAUGGAUCAGAUUAUCUGGUGAAGCUGAACGCUCUGUGAGAUGGAAGAUUCAGCAGACUCAGGGGCUGCCUGCUCCUGCAACUUUUUUAUAAUCUCUUUAUAUACAAAUCAAAAUAUUUAUUAAUUUUAAGAUUAAGCUUUUCCUUUUCACUUCCAUGCUCAGCAAUCAACUUGACCUAAUAAUAAAUCAAUACAUAAAUAUUCACGUCUCCUUCUAAGAGACAAUUUCAAGCUUAAAAAUUAUUAAUAAUGGCUAGAAUCUGGUUAAUCUUGCUCCAUUUGCAAACAGUUUUGCUCAUUUUAUGUAUUUAUUUCUAGAAAAACCGAUUUGCUAUUACAAUAAAAAAAAUCUCACUGCCAUAUUUAGCAUCCAUCAAGUUACGUAGUCCUCAAAAAUGGGAACGUCAAGGGGCAGGAGUUUCUCUGUCCCACACUCAGGCUAUUGUCAUUUUCAGUGAAGGAAAGGCUUUGGAGAGGAUAUUUAUUAAUGGAGUUUACUGGUUUAGUUUAUUGAUGUAGUUUAAAGAUAUUCUGCUGCCAUCAAAAUCUUGUUUUAUCCCAAAUUAUUAUAUAUAAUAAUCUUUGUCAUAUAUCUUACAUCUUAUAUAUAUAUAUAUAUGACAAAGAUUGAGAGAGAUAUGGAGUGGAUAGUGUCCAUAUGCGUGAAAUAGUUGUUUUCUCAUGGAAUUCUGAGCAAACCAUGUCUCCUUUUUCCAAUGCUCAAAUAUUUGAGUUCUAGUUUCUUUCUGGUUUUUGCUGAAAAUGUAAGAAAUCAUGAAACCUGGCAACCCUAGUUGCAUGUUUUAUCAAAUACCAUUGAAGAAACGUAUACCAGCUGCCAAAGUUGCUCUAGAAAUUUGUUAGAAUAUAAAUGAUAACCUUUCGCCUUUAUUUUGUUUGAGGCAAAAUGUCAUUAUUAAUGCUGUCCUGCCACGCCAAAAUCUCUAGUCACGAUCCACUGCUGCUUCUAUCUCUGAAGUGUCCAAUUUACCACUUUAAUCUGAAGUGCUAACAAAGGUCACGACUACCGCAGUUCUUGUCCAUCUCAGGCAUGCAUGUGACAUCGCUGGUCAGGACAAGUGACAGAAAGUCCGAAAAUGUGCAAGACAGGCAGGUCGUCUGAGAGAGCAGUCUGUCUGUUUACCUGUUUCACCCCAGACACACACACAACACUUCACGUUCUGUAUUCCUGAUUGAGGGAUGGGUCUGAUAGGCACUGCAACAAGGCACAGAUAGCAGGAGUGUUACUCUGAGUGUUCAGCAGAGCAGGAAUUUUUCCACUAAGAGCUCUAUGUCCAGCUCUGGUUGUAUCUCUUGCACCGUGACCCGUGAUGUGCGAACACAUCCUUACAUGGUGUCUAUCAUAUUCAUUAUGAGUUAAACGUUCUGCCUAGAGAGGAGUGUGUGAUAGUGUGGAGUGGUGGAUAACAAGAGACAGCUGUUUGUGAUUGACAUGUGAGUGAUGAUGAGACGUCGCAUGGGCAGGUGGUUGGCAUUUGGCAGAGAUCUGUAGACCCCCUGUCAGGUACGGGUUUGUUAUGAGUUGCUGUGGUAGAGGGAUAAGACUUUGUUCUGCUCUUGGAGAGAGAGAGAAAGAGAGAGAGAGAGAGAGAGAGAGAGAGAGAGAGAGAGAGAGAGCGCGCGAGAGAGAGAGAUCUGCUAAGUAUUCCACAAGUACUUAUCUUCUCCAGCUCCGGUAGCAAAUGUUUGGUAACUUGGCUGCAACCCCACUGGCCCAGAGAGAGAGCAGAAAGAAAGAAAGAGAGAUAGAGAAAAAAAGAAAGGGGUGGGGGGAGAAAGAAAGAAAGAAAGAAAGAAAGAAAGAAAGAAAGAAAGAAAGAAAGAAA